This is a messenger RNA of Neofelis nebulosa (Clouded leopard), 2683 nucleotides long. RefSeq names its product deltex E3 ubiquitin ligase 2 (gene DTX2). Gene Ontology annotation, molecular function: ubiquitin protein ligase activity; zinc ion binding. Gene Ontology annotation, biological process: protein ubiquitination; Notch signaling pathway. Lineage: Eukaryota; Metazoa; Chordata; Mammalia; Carnivora; Felidae. Bases 399 to 2258 code for a protein of 619 amino acids. The record is from RefSeq and is a predicted model, not a curated record. The transcript has 11 exons. Gene Ontology annotation, cellular component: nucleoplasm.
GGGGCGCUAGGAAGCUGCGACGCCGAGUUUCACUCUGGCUGCCUCCUCAGAGUCGGAGCUUCAGCGGGAGCGGUGCCCAGGCCGAACCCCAGCUGUAGCCCGAGCGCGGCGGUGCCCUCAGCCUGCCCCCUCGCCUUCCUCAGCCUCGGUGCCUUGGAAUUUGUGUUGCCGAGUCAGCAGGCUUUUCGGAUUUGCUCGGCUUUUGUUGUUUGCGUUUAUAUCAAGAUGGGAACUCAAACAAGUCAGUCCUAAGGAUCUACUGUCUCCAUCAAGAAGGGACAGUUUGUGCCAGCUCUCCAGAGAGAAAAGGUCUGCUGGAAGCACUGGGCAAUGAACCCGAGACUUCAGCCCAGAGUGGUCUGAAACCAUUGGGGAAGGAAGAGGGAGUCCUGGGGAAGAUGGCCAUGGCCCCAGGCCCUUCCCUGGCUCAGGUGUACACCAGCCCCGUGGCAGUGGCCGUGUGGGAAUGGCAGGAUGGGCUGGGCACCUGGCACCCCUACAGUGCCACUGUCUGCAGCUACAUCGAGCAGCAGUUUGUCCAGCAGAAGGGCCAGCGCUUCGGGCUGGGGAGUCUGGCCCACAGCAUCCCCUUAGGCCAAGCCGACCCCUCGCUGGCCCCUUACAUCAUUGACCUCCCCAGCUGGACCCAGUUCCGCCAGGACACUGGUACCAUGCGGGCUGUGCGGAGGCAUCUGUUCCCCCAACAUUCAGCCCCGGGCCGGGGCAUCGUCUGGGAGUGGCUGAGUGACGAUGGCUCCUGGACAGCAUAUGAAGCCAGUGUCUGUGACUUCCUGGAGCAGCAGGUGGCCAGGGGCAACCAUCUUGUGGACUUGGCUCCCCUGGGGUACAACUAUACCGUCAACUACGCCACCCACACGCAGACCAACAAGACUUCAAGCUUCUGCCGUAGUGUGCGGCGCCAAGCAGGACCCCCAUACCCGGUGACCACCAUCAUUGCCCCACCGGGCCACACGGGAGUCGCCUGCUCUUGCCAUCAGUGCCUCAGUGGUGGUGGAACUGGCCCCGUGUCGGGCCGCUACCGCCACUCCAUGACCAACCUCCCGGCUUACCCUGUCCCCCAGCCCCCCCACAGGACCGCCAUUGUCUUUGGGACCCACCAGGCCUUUGCCCCAUACAAUAAGCCCUCACUCUCUGGGGCUAGGUCUGCACCCAGGCUGAACACCACCAACCCCUGGGGUGGGGCACCUCCCUCCUUGGGGAACCAGCCCCUCUACCGCUCCAGCCUCUCCCACCUGGGACCGCAGCACCAGCCCCCAGGAUUGUCCACUGCCGGCGGAGCCAGUGCCUCCCUCCCCAGCGGUCCUGCCAGCAGCCCUGGGAGCGUCCCUGCCGCUGUGCCUGUGCAGAUGCCGAAGCCCAGCCGGGUCCAGCAAGCCCUCGCAGGCAUGACGAGUAUUCUGAUGUCAGCCAUUGGACUCCCUGUGUGUCUUAGCCGCGCACCCCAGCCCGCCAGCCCUCCCGCCUCCUGUCUGGCCUCUAAAAGUCACAGCUCAGUUAAGAGAUUGAGGAAAAUGUCCAUGAAAGGAGGGACUCCAAAGCCAGAGCCAGAACAGGUGAUAAAAAACUAUACCGAAGAGCUGAAGAUAGCCCCAGAUGAGGACUGCAUCAUCUGUAUGGAGAAACUGUCCGUGGUGUCCGGGUACAGCGACGUGACCGACAGCAAGACCAUUGGGCCAGUAGCCGUGGGCCGCCUCGUCAAGUGCAGCCAUGCCUUCCACCUGCUCUGUCUGCUGGCCAUGUACUGCAAUGGGAACAAGGACGGGAGUUUGCAGUGUCCUUCCUGCAAAACCAUCUACGGAGAGAAAACCGGGACCCAGCCCCAGGGAAAGAUGGAGGUGUUCAAGUUCCAGAUGUCCCUCCCUGGCCAUGAGGACUGUGGGACGAUACUUAUAGUUUACAACAUUCCUCACGGCAUCCAGGGCCCAGAGCACCCCAACCCCGGGAAGCCAUUCACUGCCAGGGGCUUUCCCCGUCAGUGCUACCUUCCGGACAAUGCCCAGGGCCGCAAGGUCCUGGAGCUGCUGAAAGUGGCCUGGAAGCGGCGACUGAUCUUCACGGUAGGGACAUCCAGCACCACGGGAGAGACCGACACAGUGGUGUGGAACGAGAUCCACCACAAGACAGAGAUGGACCGCAAUGUGACCGGCCAUGGCUACCCCGACCCCAACUACCUGCAGAAUGUGCUGGCUGAGCUGGCCGCCCAGGGGGUGACCGAGGACUGCCUGGAGCAGCAGUGAGCCCCGGGCCUGGCCGGCCCCAUCUCGCCCCGCCGCGCCUGCCUCUGGCAGCCAGCUGCCCUCUCCCCCUGCUGCCGGCUGGGCUGCCCCGGGAUGGGCAGGCGGGAAGGUGCCUUUCCUCAGAGGCUGCGAGGUUUGUGGGGGCCCGCCUUCUGCCCCCAUCCUCCCCUCCAGGCCCAGAUCUGCAGGCGAAUCAGGCAGGCCUGGGGAGUUGUACUUGUGGGGGCUUAAGAUGCAGCUACCUCAGUGCGUGGGGCCCCCUGCCGCUGGCGGGCUGCUUCGGGGCCGUAGUGCCGGGGGCCUGGCGUGGGGUGAGGCGAGACUGCCCCGUCCCCCAUCGUAGCCAGGGCAGGGGCGUGGGUUCUGGGUCAGCUUCUCAUACCUCAGAUGUUCUGUUUGCAAUAAAUGCCCUAUAGCCAAAGUCA